AUGCGGAUGAGUUGUAACGGUUGUCGAGUACUAAGAAAAGGUUGCAGUGAAAAUUGUAGCAUAAGACCUUGUUUGCAAUGGAUCAAAAACCCUGAAUCACAAGCUAAUGCCACCGUCUUUUUAGCUAAAUUCUACGGUCGUGCCGGUCUCAUGAACCUCGUCAACGCUGGUCCCGAACAUCUUCGUCCAGCAAUUUUUCGAUCGUUGUUGUAUGAAGCAUGUGGUCGAAUCGUGAACCCAAUUUACGGUUCGGUUGGUUUAUUAUGGUCGGGGAGCUGGCAGCUAUGUCAAGCCGCGGUGGAAGCCGUUUUAAAAGGCGCGCCGAUCACGCCGAUUACUUCAGAAGCGGCUACUCAUGGAAGGGGUCCACCGCUGAAGGCUUAUGAUAUCCGCCACGUGUCAAAAGAAGAGAACUCGGCUGCAUCGAAUGAGUUGACUCAGCAGCGAGUCAAGACUCGAUCUCGUAAGCGGUCGAGCUUGGCUAAGCCGAAGUUACAAGAGGAGGUGAAGAGUGGAAAUGAUGAUAAGAGAAUUGAAUUUGGUUCGGUUGAACCGGUUGAAGAGGUUAUUGUGAACCGGGCUGCGAGUCAUGAGUCGUCGAUUAGCCAUCAGUCUGAGGCGGUGAAUGCGGUGGCUGUGGUGGAUUUGGAGAGUAAAGAAAGUGAAAGUAUGGCUUCUGUUGAAACGGCGGAGAAUUCGAUGAACUUGUUUAGAGAUGAACCGGAGUCGAACCGGAGUUUGAAGCGGACGGACCAAACCGGUGAGGAAAAUGUUGGGUUAGAGCUGACUCUUGGGUUGGAACCGGUUUCGCGUGUUUAUCAUGUUGUUCCUGUUAAGAAAAGAAGGGUUGAGUUGAAGGAUUGUGGUGGCGGUUCGUGGAAUGUGGAGCUGGGGCUUCAAUAUCCGGUUUAG
Lathyrus sativus (Indian pea) is the source of this 912-nucleotide messenger RNA. The record is from the annotation of a GenBank genome assembly. NCBI's taxonomy places the organism in Eukaryota, Viridiplantae, Streptophyta, Magnoliopsida, Fabales, Fabaceae.